UAAAAAUAUGUUAUUUCUGCGGAUAUAUAAUAUAAUGUAUGAUGGAUACUAAAAUGUGUUAUCUAAUCUACUAACUUAAAAAACAUAAAGAAACAAAACAUAAAUUGAUUCAUGAUACCAUUUAUGGAAACGAUAUAAAAUCUCAUAAGUUUGGUGAAAAUAAUUCGAUAACCAUACGAUGUCUCAUCUAAUCUGAAAAUACAUGGAUAUCCGCGCGCACGAUUCUCAUGUAUGUCAAGUUUUAUAAAAUUCUAACAUGAUUUUUACUAGUGUUUGCGUAAAACGGUAAUUUGUCAACGAUUUCAUUUGACAAAAAAAAACGUGUCUUGGAAAAAUCCAGUAAAAGAAAAAAAUUCGAACGGCGCGCCGCAAGGAUUACAGGAGAGCACGUGGGCGGUGCUUGAAGUCUAGUUCUCCGCGCCUCUCGCUUCCAGUAUUCGUCUGCCCGUCCAAGUGAGUGUUGUUCUGCUGUAGCAUUGGCGAUCGCGCGCGCGCCUUCUAGCCUUUUUUCGUAAUCCGGACGAGCCCGACGUUGGCGGCGCCAAGCGAGAAGAGAAGAUGAGGUGGGAGGCCGUCGACCCGUUAUAAAUGGAACUAGCAAGACAGCAUUUCUUGAAUCGUUUCUUGUGUUAUUAUUCGCAGCGUGUCGGCGUACUAGCCCGCAUGUUUGCUUGCGGCGUGACCGGAACGUCAUCCACCGAUAUUAUUAUCUCCAUGGUCCAGAGAAUGCAAUCGAAUCGUGGCGACCGUGGAAAGUGAAGUUUUCGAAAGGAAAAAAGAGAAAUCGAAGAAGCGAGAAAUCGAGGGACAGAAAGUGGCAUUUUUGACGACGCGAGGAACGACGAUCGCUGCCAAUGUGAAACUCUCGAUGCGUAUUAUAGUGCCGCGAUUUCAGUAAGCGCAAACGAAAAUUCGCGAAUACACAAGAGAAGUGACAAUAUAAAAAUGAUAGAAUUUUUAAAGUUUGAAAACAUGAAAAGUGAUUAAAAUUCGAAAAUUGUGUUUCAUCAUUAGUCAAUACACGACAAAUUCUCAAUUUUAAAUUGGCUGUCACAAUUCGAAAUAUUUGGUACUGAUUUGUUCGCAAGAUUGCAACCGUCGAGCCAGUGAAUCACAUACGAUAGUGAUAUUUCGAAAGAUCGAUGUGUUGUUGAACCUAAAAAGGUGGCUCUUACUCAAUGUUUAUCGCACUAUUGGAGAGUAUGCUUGAACGUCACAUAUUCAACUGUUAUGUGAAGUUGUCUUACAAUUUGAAUGUGAUUAGUGGAUGCGCUGCAAGUGACCAAGUGUCACCGGUUGCUUUGCAAUGCAAGUGUAUAAAAGCUUUGUGCAGAGACAAAACAAUUGAGAAACAAAUUAAACAAGUCAAUUUAUAGUUUUUCGUUUUAAAAUCUUUAAUUCAGUAUAUAUGCAUUCAAAAGAAAUAUUUAUAAUCAACUUAUGAAAAUUGAUAACAAUUUUUUUUAUAUAUGAAUGCUAAUAAAUUAUAGUUUAUAAAAAAUUAUAAUUUUUGAAAAUCACUCAGUAUUGUGUUUAUAUUUAUAAACAUUUAUUAUAAUUAUUUUUUUGUGUCAUAUAUGUGAUGAUUAGAUUUUAAUAUGAUUAAAACAAAAUAAACUGCAGAUAUAGUGGAAAAUAACGCAUAAAGUGUUAUUCGGAACAUAUGAUGUGCAAGCGCGAUUCGAAUGAUACUUAAGAUCCACGUCUGAUGACAAACGUGAACAGGAUCAGGGUGGUCGUCCUCGGCGGCCCCAGAGUUGGAAAAUCAGCCGUGGUAGUACGCUAUUUGACGAGACGAUACAUUGGCGAAUACAGCUCAACCAGUGAUUUCCUAUACCGGCACAGCGUUACCAUCGAUAAUGUUAGUACUGAAGUUGAGAUACUGGACACUUCCAGGUGCGAGAAAAAAGAGUGCCUAAUGAUCCCAAUUAUUGAUGGAUACAUGACAUAGAUUGGCGUUAAAAUCUCACUCGGACGAGAGCAGUGAAAAUGUACAUUUACGGAUGUAUGUUUAUUUGACAGACUGAUUUGCCUGCUUGAGUUAUGCCUAGUCUCAUGGUUAGUUGUAAAUUAUUAUACGGUUACAACAGGAUCGUUGGUCUUUAAUUUUCGUUUUACUCUAAUUUCCGUCAGGAAUUGACAGAUUUUACGAUUGGUUCGUAAAAUCAGUUAUAUUUUUAUGAGGAUUUUAUAUUUUAUA
Apis dorsata (giant honeybee) is the source of this 2200-nucleotide messenger RNA. Its product is annotated as ras-related and estrogen-regulated growth inhibitor-like. The transcript has 4 exons. Bases 1709 to 1951 code for a protein of 80 amino acids. NCBI's taxonomy places the organism in Eukaryota, Metazoa, Arthropoda, Insecta, Hymenoptera, Apidae. Gene Ontology annotation, molecular function: GTP binding; GTPase activity. The record is from RefSeq and is a predicted model, not a curated record.